AUGGCUGGCGACAAAAUGAAGGCAGUACAUUACGAGGGGCCAUUCAAGGUCUCUGUUAAGGAAGUUGGAAUACCAAAGAUCGAGCAUCCGGAUGACGUGAUUGUUAAGGUGACAACUGCGGCUAUCUGCGGAUCAGACUUGCACAUGUACCAAGGUCGGACUGCGGCGGAGUCUGGGCUAGUUUUCGGCCACGAGAACAUGGGAGUCGUAGUCGAAGCUGGAGCAGGCGUGACUCUACUAGAGAAAGGCGACCGCAUAGUCAUGCCGUUCAACGUUGCAGAUGGAAGGUGCCAGAACUGCGAGGAGGGGAAGACGGCUUUCUGCACAGGAGUCAACCCUGGAUUCGCCGGCGCAGCAUACGGGUACGUCGCUAUGGGACCUUAUCAGGGCGGUCAAGCGCAGUAUGUCCGGGUACCAUUCGCAGAUUUCAAUGCGCUCAAGUUGCCGAAGGGUACAGAGCACGAGGCCGACUUCAUCUUGUUGGCAGACAUCUUUCCCACAGGCUGGCAUGGCUUGGUCCUCUCUGGGUUCAAGAGUGGCGAAAGCGUUGCGGUGUUCGGAGCUGGUCCUGUCGGUCUCAUGGCAGCAUAUAGCGGCGUCUUGCGUGGGGCCAGCAGGGUAUUUGUUGUCGAUACCGUGCCCGAGCGACUGAAGGCCGCAGAAAAGAUCGGCUGUAUACCCAUCGACUUCAGGAAAAGCGAUCCCGUUGAGCAGAUCACAAAAGCCAACGGAGGUAUGGUUGACAGGGCAGUUGAUGCUGUGGGCUACCAGGCUGUCGACUCCUCCGGAUCAAAAGAGAAGCCGAACAUCGUUCUUGAUCAGUUGAUCAUGGUAACUAGACCAACAGGAGGUCUGGGCAUUCCAGGGCUGUACGUGCCAGCGGACCCAGGUGCGCCAGACGAGCAGAGCAAGAAGGGACAGAUUCUGAUUUCGUUCGGAAAGCUUUUCGAGAAGGGACUUUCGCUAGGCACGGGACAGUGCAACGUCAAGGCUUACAACAGGUAUUUACGUGACAUGAUCAUCUCUGGCAAGGCAAAGCCAAGCUUCGUCGUUUCACAUGAGAUCGAGAUCGAUAACGCGCCGGAAGCGUACCAGAAGUUUGACCAACGGAUCGACGGGUACACGAAGGUGCUAAUACACCCCAAUGGGCCACUGAACUGA
Molecule: messenger RNA, 1161 nt
Organism: Boeremia exigua
Lineage: Eukaryota; Fungi; Ascomycota; Dothideomycetes; Pleosporales; Didymellaceae
Product: S-glutathione dehydrogenase
Exons: 4
Coding region: 1-1161 (386 amino acids)
Molecular function (GO): oxidoreductase activity; zinc ion binding
Source: RefSeq, a predicted model, not a curated record